GGGGGGGGGGGGGGCAUUCUUUAUUUUACGGAUUUCAUCCAGGUUCCAUAUUUACACCCAUAUUUACACGUCCUCGUAGUACUUCCGGUAGUCUUAUGCGUUUUAUUUUUAAUUUUCGAUUUCUCAUUACGUAAGCCUCCUUGUCCUUCAGAUCAAUCAUCAUACUAAAAUGCUGGCCACAAAACUCUGCCGUAUUCCUGUGACAAGUUUUGCCACCGGUAUUGGUAAACCGUUGAACAAACCUCAGUUAUGUUUGAGAACCCGAGUCCAGCAGUUGGCUUCAGAUUCCAGGUCAGGUGUCUCCAGACGAGCUCAAAAAAGAGGAAUAAAGGAGACGCUGUCUGCGCCGGCAGGUGAAUCAGCUUUCAGUGUUGGUAAAGGAAUGGUUGCCGGAGCAGCCACUGUGGGUUUGGGAUCUCUGUGUUACUAUGGAUUGGUUUCCAAAGAAAUGUCUGCAUUAGAUCAGAGAGUAUUCUGGUCUGAUGAAAUUAAACAAAGAAUUCGUUCCACGUACUUUUACUUUGGAGCCAGUGUGGGUUUGACAGCUGCGUCUGCUGUCGCCAUUGCUCGAACUCCUGCUCUGAUGAAUAUUGCACUGAAAAAUUCAUGGGUGGCAAUUAUUGGCAGUAUAGGAGCCAUGAUAGGCACCAGCAUAUUGACACAAUCUAUCCCAUACAAAGAGGGAUUUGGAACAAAACAGCUUGCCUGGAUGUUACACAGUGCUGUUGUUGGAGGAGUUGUGGCCCCUAUCACACUUUUAGGGGGCCCCUUGAUAGUCAGAGCUGCAUGGUACACUGCUGGAGUAGUAGGAGGUUUGUCAGCCCUUGCCAUGUGUGCACCUAGUGAGAAAUUCCUCAACAUGGGGGGGCCUCUGGCCGUCGGGCUAGGUGUAGUGUUUGCUUCAUCUGUAGGAAGCAUGUUCCUCCCUCCCACCACGGCCCUUGGUGCGGGGCUGUAUUCCAUGAGCUUAUAUGGCGGUCUGAUUCUCUUCAGUAUGUUUCUGUUGUACGACACACAGAAAGUUAUCAAGAGGGCAGAAAGCCACCCUGUGUACAGUCCACAGAAAUUUGACCCGAUCAAUGCAUGCAUGGGAAUUUACAUGGACACAAUUAAUAUCUUCAUCAGAAUUGCGAUUAUUCUGUCUGGUGGUGGAGGCCGGAGAAAGUGAAACAAAGUGUGAGAAAAUGCUACUAAGUGUCAACAACAAAGAACCUUGUCCUGAUGUUUGAAAAAACUCUACUAAGUGACAACAACAAAAGACCUUUGUCCUGAUGUGUUGCAGUUAAUCAAUCCUGAAUGUAUGACAGAGACAUAAAGCUACAGUGUCUAUUAAUAUAUGUUAUAGAUUUUUGUAUCUUGUUUGGUUUGAUUAAAUUCUUAUGUUUAAAAUCAA
This is a messenger RNA of Ostrea edulis (European flat oyster), 1393 nucleotides long. Its product is annotated as growth hormone-inducible transmembrane protein-like. The transcript has 8 exons. NCBI's taxonomy places the organism in Eukaryota, Metazoa, Mollusca, Bivalvia, Ostreida, Ostreidae. The coding region runs from base 170 to 1168 and encodes 332 amino acids. The record is from RefSeq and is a predicted model, not a curated record. Gene Ontology annotation, cellular component: mitochondrial inner membrane.